AUCAAUAAAAAUAUUGUACAUGAUCAAUAUAACGUUUCACACGUUAUUUAUGCAUUGCGAUAAUAAAUCUGAAAAAGGAAGGCAUGACCUAAUUGUAACCUCAUUCUAUCUCUUGCUAAAAUGAUAGAAUACCCAAUGACUACAAUCUGAUCCAAUGGGUAUGAAAGUGUGUGUCUGGACAUUCUUCUUUCUUUUGGUUGUCUUGCCAUCUAGCCAUAUGUUUCAUGUUGAAAUCACAUGUUUUUUCUUUCCUGUGCUAUGUAAAUAGGAUCUGGGCAAACAGGCAGUCAGCUGCAAGGUCAAAGGAAAGGAAGAUGCGAUACAUUGCUGAGCUGGAGAGGAAAGUACAGACACUGCAAACAGAAGCAACAUCACUCUCUGCUCAAUUGACUCUGUUGCAGAGAGAUACCAAUGGACUGACUGCUGAAAAUAGUGAGCUGAAACUGCGUUUGCAAACAAUGGAGCAACAGGUUCACUUGCAAGAUGCCUUAAAUGAUGCAUUGAAAGAGGAGAUCCAGCAUCUGAAGGUACUGACUGGACAAGCUUUGCCAAAUGGUGCCCCUAUAAUGAAUUUUGCUUCUUACGGAGCUGGGCAGCAAUUCUAUGCCAACAAUCACGCAAUGCAUACUCUUCUAACAGCACAGCAGUUCCAGCAACUUCAAAUUCACUCUCAGAAGCAGCAGCAACAGCAGUUCCAGCAGCAUCAACUGCAUCAGCUUCAGCAGCAGCAAUUGCAGCAGCAGGAACAGCAACAGCAGCAGCAGCAACAGAGUGGGGACUUGAGGAUUAAGGGAUCCAUGCCUUCUCCCAAUCAGAAAGAUAAUACAUCAGAUGUUAACCCUCCGACGAAGGAUUAAGAGAGAAUGGACCAUUUUGGAAGGUAAACCAUCGGAGGUUUUUUCCUAUUUGUUCAGAACCUUUAGCCAGUCUUUUGUCAGAUAGGACAUCUACGCUCUUCAGGAAUUUCUUGAUUUGUUUAGGUAAAUCUAUAUAAGAUUUAUUUCUAGGCAGUUGAAAUAUAUAUUUGAUUUUAGUUAAAAAAGAGUGGAUUUUGGGACAUAUGCUGCAUGGUAUAGCAUAUUUAGCACCUUUCAAGUAUGGCUCUGUAGUUUGUUUUGUUUAAUCGCUAAUGCUGGGUUAGCAUAGCAGUUGAGUCGUCCACGGAUUGGAGCAAUUCUUUUGAGUUUUGUGUUUUGUUUUGAUUGCUCCAUGUGCUUGUACAUGCACACAGAGGAAGGGGAAACACAAGGAUUCUGUUUGAUCUAUGUUGUAUUUGCAA
This is a messenger RNA of Carica papaya (papaya), 1279 nucleotides long. The record is from RefSeq and is a predicted model, not a curated record. Lineage: Eukaryota; Viridiplantae; Streptophyta; Magnoliopsida; Brassicales; Caricaceae.